Messenger RNA from Jatropha curcas, 1983 nucleotides. Its product is annotated as endoglucanase 1. The record is from RefSeq and is a predicted model, not a curated record. Gene Ontology annotation, molecular function: hydrolase activity, hydrolyzing O-glycosyl compounds. Gene Ontology annotation, biological process: carbohydrate metabolic process. NCBI's taxonomy places the organism in Eukaryota, Viridiplantae, Streptophyta, Magnoliopsida, Malpighiales, Euphorbiaceae.
UGACUCUCUUUAUCUCCUGUUGGUUUCAAUUGCUUUUGUACUUUGAAAUUUAAUAUGCAAUACCCACGAAAAUUAUCAGUGUAUGGUUUAUCAAGUCUUAUAUUCUUUGGCUGUGUAUUUUUCCUGUCGUUUCUUAUAAUUUUGAACAAAGCAGCUUCAAUCAAGUAAUGUGAUUACGUCCCUACAGCAAAAAACGUCCAAAUUUGCGGAGUUGAUCUCGUGAGCUGCAUGAAACGCUCUCCGUCUUUCUCACUUUUAACGACCAACAACGAACUCCCCAUUUUCUUGCAUCUAUCUCCCUCUCUAUAAAUUCCACCUUUCUUCCCUCAACUCAGACCCACAAGCCCUUCAGUUUGAGUCCUCUAAUUCAUAACUACUUACAGUUAAAAGUGAAGAAGAAUGGUUAGAGUCGAUAAAUUUUCGUUAAUGACGAAACAGAUUCUUCUCAUAGCAAUUCUUUCACUCACCCAGUUUUGUUCUGCAUUCACUCCUCAAGAUUAUAGUGAUGCUCUUGAAAAAUCCAUCCUUUUUUUUGAGGGUCAGCGGUCUGGCUCAUUGCCGGCUAACCAGAGGUUAAAAUGGAGGGGCGAUUCUGGAUUGUCCGAUGGCUCCAGUUAUCAUGUGAACCUAGUUGGCGGGUACUAUGACGCAGGAGACAAUGUCAAAUUUGGGCUUCCUAUGGCCUUUACUACUACAUUAUUGUCAUGGAGUGUCAUUGAAUUUGGCAGCUCUAUGCAUGACCAGAUAGAUAAUGCCAAAUCUGCAAUCCGUUGGGGUACUGAUUACCUUUUAAAAGCAGCCACCGCCACCCCAGACACCUUAUAUGUUCAAGUUGGAGAUCCAAACAUGGAUCAUAAGUGCUGGGAGAGGCCGGAAGAUAUGGACACACCACGCACUGUAUACAAAGUAACAACUCAAAAUCCUGGAUCCGAUGUAGCUGCUGAGACAGCCGCUGCAUUAGCUGCUGCUUCAAUUGUUUUCAAAGAUUCUGAUCCUUCUUAUUCUUCCAAAUUGCUUCAGACAGCAAUGAAAGUAUUCGAUUUUGCAGACAAGUAUAGAGGUUCUUACAGUGACUCUCUCAAGUCAGCAGUUUGCCCAUUUUACUGUUCUUAUUCAGGAUAUCAGGAUGAGCUUCUCUGGGGUGCAUCCUGGCUUCACAGAGCCUCACAGGAUAGCUCGUACCUGGCUUACAUCCAAUCAAACGGUCACACAAUGGGUGCUGAUGAGGAUGACUACUCCUUUAGCUGGGAUGACAAGCGACCCGGGACAAAAAUUCUUCUUUCCAAGGAAUUCUUGGAGAAAAGUACAGAAGAAUUUCAGUCAUUUAAAGCACAUUCAGACAAUUACAUAUGCUCUAUAAUUCCAGGAACUUCUAGUUCCCAGGCCCAAUAUACUCCAGGAGGGCUUCUAUAUAAAGCAAGUGAAAGCAAUCUCCAGUAUGUAACUUCCACAGCUUUCCUUCUAUUGACAUAUUCUAAAUAUCUUAGUUCAAAUGGAGGAGCGGUCAAGUGUGGAGGUUCAGUAGUAACAGCAGAGUCACUCGAAUCAGCGGCAAAAAAGCAGGUUGAUUAUAUUUUAGGUGAUAAUCCAGCAAAGAUGUCUUACAUGGUGGGGUUCGGAAAUAAGUAUCCUCAACAUGUUCACCACAGGGGUUCCUCUGUACCAUCUAUACAUACACAUCCAGAACGCAUUUCCUGCAACGAUGGCUUCCAAUACUUCAAAUCUACUUCACCCAAUCCCAAUGUCCUUGUCGGAGCAAUAAUUGGUGGUCCUGAUAACCAAGACAAUUUUGCAGAUGACCGGAAUAAUUACCAGCAGUCUGAGCCUGCCACAUACAUUAAUGCACCAUUUGUUGGUGCGCUUGCUUUCUUAUCAGCUAAAAACUAAAAAUGUAUUAAUUAGUAUAAUUAUGUCUCUUUGUCAAGGAUUAAUAUCCUUCUAAUAAAACAUUGAGAUAUAUAUUACUCUGUCUCUUUUUUGCAA